GAUCCUCCGGUGACAUCACACAUGAGCCCGGUCACAUGACGCCAUGUCAUCACACGGCCUCCGCUGCUGGUGUUUCUCAGCUACAGACAGGGAACCGGCUAACGACUCACCGUAACGGGAGGAGCUGGGAGAGGAAUCUACUGUUAUGGAUUACUGGAUCCUUUGGUGAGAGACCCGUGUACCACGGGAGAAGGAUAUGGCUUUUCUGGACAAUCCCUUGAUUAUCUUGGCCCAUAUCCGCCAGUCCCACGUGACCAGCGAUGACACAGGCAUGUGUGAGAUGGUUCUCAUUGACCAUGAUGUGGAUCUAGAGAAACUUUACCCAUCGUCCGUUUCCGGAGAGAAUAUCUCGCAGCCACAAGGGAAUGGAGAGACUCAAAGCUACAUUUACUCCCAGUCUGUGGAUAUUACAUCUAGCUGGGACUUUGGUAUAAGAAGGAGAUCGAACACAGCUCAGAAACUGGAGCGCCUUCGUAAGGAGCGACAGAACCAGAUCAAAUGUAAGAAUGUGCAAUGGAAAGACCGGAACACAAGCCAUUCAGUUGAGGAACUGAGUUCAUUAUUUGAAAAAAAAAACUUUAAGGAAAGAGCACCACCGAGCGGGAAGCCGUCCAUACUGUCUGUGCGCCUGGAGCAGUGCCCGCUGCAGCUCAACAAUCCCUUUAAUGAAUACUCCAAGUUUGAUGGCAAGGGCCAUGUUGGUACCACAGCCACCAAGAAGAUUGAUGUGUAUCUCUCAAUGCAGACUAGCCAGGACAAGCUACUGCCAAUGACUGUGGUGACUAUUGCCAACGCCAAGGUGCAUGACCUCAUCGGGCUGAUCUGUUGGCAGUAUACCACCGAAGGCCGGGAGCCAAAGCUGAAUGAUAACGUGGACUCGUUCUGCCUGCAUAUAGCGGAGGACGACGGAGAGGUCGACACUGAUUUCCCCCCGCUUGAUUCCAAUGAGCCUAUACACAAGUUUGGUUUCAGCACCCUGGCUCUUGUGGAGAAAUAUUCCUCCCCUAACCUUGCAGCUAAGCAGUCUCUGUUUGUAAGGAUAAAUGCAGCUCACGGAUUCUCCUUGAUCCAGGUGGACAGUACGAAUGUGACCAUGCGCGAGAUCUUAGAGAAAGCUCUGAAACGAAGGAAGGGAUCACAGAGGAACUCAGGUCCCCAGUAUCGGCUAGAGAAGCAGAACCAGCCGAAUGUCCCGGUAGACCUGGAUCGUACGCUGGAGAGUCAGAAUUCUGUGGAGUUCUGCUUGGUCAGAGAGAACAGUUCAAGAGGAGAGGAGCCCCAAGAGGAAGAGACACAAAUAGACAUUGCAACCGUGCAGGACAUGCUGAGUAGUCAUCAUUAUAAGUCCUUCAAGGUCAACAUGAUUCACAGACUGCGAUUCACCACGGAUGUCCAGCUGGGGAUCUCCGGCGAGAAGGUUGAGAUUGACCCAGUGACAAAUCAGAAGACUAGCACAAAAUUCUGGAUCAAACAGAAGCCGAUAUCUAUCGAUUCAGACCUGCUUUGUGCUUGUGAUCUUGCAGAAGAGAAAAGUCCAAGCCAUGCAAUGUUCAAGCUGACCUACCUCAACAACCACGAUUACAAACACCUGUACUUUGAGUCUGAUGCGGCUACUGUUAAUGAAAUUGUCUUAAAGGUUAAUUACAUAUUGGAGUCCCGAGCCAGCACAUCCCGGGCAGAUUAUUUGGCUCAGAAACAGAGGAAACUGACCAGGAGAACCAGCUUCAGCUUUCAGAAGGAGAAGAAGCCGGGUUAGAAGGACUUGGUGGGACAAUAGGACCUCAGAGAGAACCUGCCAGUGAGCCUCCUGCAUCCUCCUCUUAGAGACAUAUACGCACGAGACCAAGGACUUUAGCUUUGAGGAUGCCACCCUAAAAUCAAGUUUUGUGUAUAGAGGAUCAACAGGCCCAACUUGAGUUUAUUGCCAUUUUGUCUAAGCCUAAUGCCCAGAACACUCAGCGUGCAUUGAACAGGCUGUGCCCAGUUUUGUGACCUCAUUGAUUUUCUUUAGAACUGUGUACCCCACAGCGAGGUGGACAACAAGAGCUGGACAAGGUAAAACACAUCCCUGUGUUAAGACCAUCUCAUAGACAUAACUCACCUUAGCAGGAUCCGACUAACCAUUUACAAAAUGCUGGAAUUUGUUUAAUUCCUCUUAAAGAUAAGUUUGUGUGAUCCUAUAUUUCAGUGUAUCAGAAAUGGGCCAUGUGAAUAUUUGUUAUGUCAGAUCAGCUUUUUAAAAUUAAAAGGUGAGAACUUUG
Molecule: messenger RNA, 2261 nt
Organism: Pseudophryne corroboree (corroboree frog)
Lineage: Eukaryota; Metazoa; Chordata; Amphibia; Anura; Myobatrachidae
Gene: MAPKAP1
Product: MAPK associated protein 1
Exons: 12
Coding region: 197-1756 (519 amino acids)
Biological process (GO): TORC2 signaling
Cellular component (GO): cytoplasm; TORC2 complex; plasma membrane
Molecular function (GO): phosphatidylinositol-4,5-bisphosphate binding
Source: RefSeq, a predicted model, not a curated record